Molecule: messenger RNA, 189 nt
Organism: Penicillium arizonense
Lineage: Eukaryota; Fungi; Ascomycota; Eurotiomycetes; Eurotiales; Aspergillaceae
Exons: 3
Coding region: 1-189 (62 amino acids)
Source: RefSeq, a predicted model, not a curated record
AUGCGCGCUUCGGUUAUUAUUCUUGGUUUCCUUGCUACUCUCACUGUCGCUCUCCCUGAGGCAUUGCCUAAGGUUCAAACUGCGUGUCAAUCUGAAACCAUGGCUUGUACUGCUGAUAACUGUGGUAUUGAGGGGUGUUGCUGUGAGGGACUUACUUGUGCUUCCAAUGGUACUUGCACUCGGCUGUAA